AUGGCGUACCCUAACCAGCUGCCCCCGCCCCCGCCCCAGACUAUGGGGUCCACAAACACGGUCUUCAUCAAAGAGUUAAGAUUCGACCCCUCGUACUUGAAGACUUUGCCAGGGAUACUUAAAGUUGUUGUUGUGCUCUUCAACUUAAUCGGCUUCAUCUGCAUUCAAUCGUCCGCAUUCUGGUCAAAUGGUCGAGGAGUAUACUUCAACAUAGUAGCUAACCUGGGGUUCUGGUUCUCCGGCAUCCUGCUGGCGCUGUACCUGUUCCACGUGGUGGAGAAGUACCAUAACAUCAAGUGGCUGAAGAUUGAGAUGAUCGCGUACAUUGUGAUGGUGUUCCUGUACCUGAUUGCGUCUACUAUUGUUGUGGCGUUUGGAGCUGCUGGGUACUCCGCUGCCGGGUUCUUCGGCUACCUUGCGAUGGUGCUGUACGGAGGAGAUGCCUUCCUCAAGUACCAAGCGCUGAUGGCCGGCGAGCUCGCGCAGGGCCACCGCGUGCAAGCCAAGCAGACACACGUGACCACGCCCCCCGCGUUACCAUAG
This is a messenger RNA of Spodoptera littoralis (African cotton leafworm), 543 nucleotides long. The record is from the annotation of a GenBank genome assembly. Lineage: Eukaryota; Metazoa; Arthropoda; Insecta; Lepidoptera; Noctuidae.